GAUAGCGACUCGAGCCACCGCGGGGGAGGUUACUAUGGGGAUGACUACGAAGACCGUCGAACGGAAUCACGAUUAUAUAACUGGCGAUAUGACAGUAUACAAGAGGAGGAUCAUGUCAAAGAAGACUAUCACGAUGAUAAAGCGCUGCGCAAUUGGCGAGAUGAACCAUCGAAAGAAGAAGAUUGGCAUCCGGAAGAGCAACAAAUCAUCGAGGAAGAAGACCAUUCUGCUGCUGAAGGUUAUCAGGCGGAUCGAGAGGAUUCUUCGAGGCAAAAUAGUGUGGAGCGCAACGAAGCCGUCGCGCCACCUACUACAGACAUCGCACAGUAUGGUUUCGAUUUCAAGUUUUGGUUAUUUACUAAGAAUAGCCAAACAAUCCAAGAAGAAGAUGAGAAACGCACUCCUCAUGAACUCUGGCAUUGGGCAUAUAAACAAGUGUGCAAAAGUCUUGGCUACAAGGUGAGUGAGGUCAUUAUUCAAAACUUGGGAGAUCACAGGUCGCUGCAAAGUUAUAAAGAACUUGCUGUGAUUUUCUGGCUUUUUAAAAUUUAA
Strongylus vulgaris is the source of this 552-nucleotide messenger RNA. Lineage: Eukaryota; Metazoa; Nematoda; Chromadorea; Rhabditida; Strongylidae. The record is from the annotation of a GenBank genome assembly.